Molecule: messenger RNA, 645 nt
Organism: Penicillium chermesinum
Lineage: Eukaryota; Fungi; Ascomycota; Eurotiomycetes; Eurotiales; Aspergillaceae
Exons: 1
Coding region: 1-645 (214 amino acids)
Source: RefSeq, a predicted model, not a curated record
AUGAGGCUCGCCAGCCUAGCUAUUGUGCUGAUCUCGUCCGUCGGCCUCGCGCUGCCGAUCCAGGAUAUCCCCCGCAGAGCUCCGGCCUCACGGACAGUGCUGUCGGGAGGGAGCGGGAGCUCUUCGCCACAGCAUGUGGUAAUUACAUGGCCCGAAAACAACCAAGCGUCAAAUGUCCAAGAUUACAUCGAGCGCGAAAUGGACGAGAUGCCUUUUCUCCGCUCCAACGAGAAAGAAUAUAACUUUGUCGCCAGCGUACACACUCCUCAAAUGCCUGAUUCCGAUACGGGCCCAGCAAUUGGUUGGUCGUCAUACAGAGUCUUGCUGGGCGAGCACAAGGGAGAACACGAUAGAGAUACAGGCACCGAACCCCAUACAGCUCCCGGCACCGGCUCGCCGAAUGUGCUGGAGAUCAUCGACCGCAACAAGCUCGGGCCCCAGUGUCUCGCGCUCACGAUAUUCAUUCUUGUGUCCAUCAUCUACUUUAUUCUGUCCAUGCUGGGGAUGGCGUUCAAAUCCUGCAUCAAAGCGCGUUACCCACCGAGAGGCUGUGAUUCGGUACAUCUUUCUGGUCCAGAGCGGCAGCUCCUUGCUUGGACUAAUAUCCAGUGGGAAAUGAUGAUGGAGAAGGAGAGGCACUGGUGA